CACAAAUAAAGAGUUCAACAUUGCGUUGGUCUCUCCACCAAAAACUCAACAGAGUAAAUAACCCACUUAUCUCUUCGCCUUCAGUCAGUUCAUUCCGGGCGGUGAACAAGAGAGGUCGUGUUUUCGGGUUUGUUGUUCUUAUCAAUCGUCAGUAUUCUGUCCAUCGCGUUGGGUCAUAUCGCACCCAUAGUUUAGUAAUAUAGCUGGUCCCAGUUAGUCCGCUGCGUAGAUCCGAAAUAGACGUGCUGAGCUCAUUACAAGAAGAAACAUUAAGAAAAAUGACAUCCCCAUCGACGGAAGUUCCGAUACUGGAGUCGUGCAUUCCACUGCCCCUGGACGAGGCCCGCCUGCUGGAGGUCGUCGAGAAGGCCAAGGACUGGGCCAUCAUGCACGGGGCGGCCAUGCGGUCCAAGGCGGAUUUUAACCCGGACGCGCUGCAGUUUGCUCCGUUCAUUCUGACGCCCAGCUCUUUCCCACGCAAGGAGUUUGAAAAGGCUGUGGCGCUGCAAACCACGCUAAACGAGCUGAUGCAUUCGGUCGCCCACGAUGAGGAGUUCCUGCGGGAUACGCUUAAGUAUACAAUCAAGGUGGACGCCUUCACCGGAAGUCUGUUUGAAAUUUACGAAACCGUACUCAAGGAAGGAAUCUCCCAGCCGAUUUCGCUGGGCCUUUUACGAUCCGAUUUGAUGCUGGAGACCAAAUGCGAGAACUCGUGUCAAGUGCAGUGCAGUCGUGCCAAGCCGUACUGCUGCUGGAAGCAGGUGGAAAUCAAUUGCAUUGCUUCCGGCUUCGGCCAUCUGGGUCCCGCGAGCAGGGUGGUCCAAAGCUACAUUUUGAAGGAACUAGGCCAGAUGAAUAAGCUGGUAAAUCUUCCGGAGAAUCGCGCCUUGUCCGGUCUUUGCGACGCCAUGGUCGAGGCCUGGAAGAUUCAGGACCGCCCGAAAGCGGUGAUCCUAUUCGUGAUCGAGGACGUAACCUACAAUAUCUGCGAUCAGCGCUUUCACGAGUUCUACAUCCGCGAGACGUACCCCUUCGUGCAGGUCAUCCGGCGUACGCUGACGCAGAUCUUCAACGGAGGUAAACUUGGUCCAGACGGAGAACUGCUGAUCGAUGGACAGGAGGUGACGGUGAUUUAUUUCCGUGCUGGGUACGAACCCGGUCACUACUACGGGCCGAACGAGUGGUCCGCCCGACUGUUGAUGGAACGGUCCAAGGCCAUCAAGUGUCCGUCGAUUCAGUACCACCUGGCCGGUACCAAGAAAGUCCAGCAAGCCCUGGCCAAGCCCGGCAUCCUGAAGCGCUUCAUCGCGGACGAUCACAAGAUCGAUACCAUCAAGGAGAUCUUCACCGGACUGUACCCGCUGGACAAGAACGAGGAAGGAGACGAAGCGGUUCGGCGGGCGCUGGAAAAUCCGGAACGGUACGUGCUGAAGCCCCAGCGUGAAGGCGGCGGCAAUAACGUGUACGGCGAGGACAUUCCCGGAGCGCUGGAGAAAAUGAACGACGACGAGCGGUCCGCGUGGAUUCUGAUGGAGCGAAUCUUCCCGCCACUGUCGAAGGGUUACAUGGUUCGACCGGGCGGUAAGAUGCCCCCGGAGAUUGUGAACCUCGUGUCUGAGCUGGGCAUCUUUGGAGCCAUCAUUGGAACCAAGGACAACGUCGUGUACAACAAGCAGGUGGGCCACAUGUUGCGGACAAAGCUGUCCAGUGCCAACGAGGGUGGCGUGGCCGCUGGUCUGGGUGCCUUGGACAGUCCGUACUUGAUCGACUAGGUAGGUUGGUGUGGAGAAUCAUUGCCAUACAAUUUUGCGCCGUGUUAUUCCAGGGAUUUAAGGGAGACAGCAUCAGCAGCAUUUGCUUUGUAUUACAGAGUUUAUUACCGAACACGUUUUCAUAUACACUUACAAUUAAUGCAUGAAA
Molecule: messenger RNA, 1920 nt
Organism: Culex pipiens pallens (northern house mosquito)
Lineage: Eukaryota; Metazoa; Arthropoda; Insecta; Diptera; Culicidae
Product: glutathione synthetase-like
Exons: 6
Coding region: 279-1772 (497 amino acids)
Biological process (GO): glutathione biosynthetic process
Cellular component (GO): cytosol
Molecular function (GO): glutathione binding; glutathione synthase activity; ATP binding
Source: RefSeq, a predicted model, not a curated record